AUGGCCGCGGCCUCCUCCCCGCCCAGGGCCGAGAGGAAGCGCUGGGGCUGGGGCCGCCUGCCGGGCGCCCGGCGGGGCAGCGCGGGCCUGGCCAAGAAGUGCCCCUUCUCCCUGGAGCUGGCUGAGGGCGGCCCGGCGGGCGGCGCGCUCUAUGCGCCCAUCGCGCCUCCCGGCACCCAGGGGCCCGCGCUCCCCGCGUCUCCGGCCCCGCCGGCCGCGCCCCCCGCAGCCGCCGACCUUGGCCCGCGGCCGCCGGUGAGCCUCGACCCGCGCGUCUCCAUCUACAGCGCGCGCCGCCCGCUGCUCGCGCGCACCCACAUCCAGGGCCGCGUCUACAACUUCCUCGAGCGCCCCACGGGCUGGAAGUGCUUCGUCUACCACUUCGCCGUCUUCCUCAUCGUCCUGGCCUGCCUCAUCUUCAGCGUGCUGUCUACCAUCGAGCAGUAUGUCACUCUGGCCACAGGGACCCUCUUCUGGAUGGAGAUCGUCCUGGUGGUGUUCUUUGGGACAGAGUACGCCGUCCGCCUCUGGUCAGCAGGCUGCCGCAGCAAGUACGUGGGCAUCUGGGGGCGGCUGCGCUUUGCCCGGAAGCCCAUUUCCAUCAUUGACCUCAUUGUGGUUGUGGCCUCCAUGGUUGUCCUCUGCGUGGGCUCCAAAGGGCAGGUGUUUGCCACCUCAGCCAUCAGGGGCAUCCGAUUCCUUCAGAUCCUGAGAAUGCUGCAUGUCGACCGCCAGGGAGGCACCUGGAGGCUGCUGGGCUCCGUGGUCUUCAUCCACCGUCAGGAGCUGAUAACCACCUUGUACAUCGGCUUCCUGGGCCUCAUCUUCUCCUCGUACUUCGUGUACCUGGCCGAGAAGGACGCCGUGAACGAGUCGGGCCGUGUCGAGUUUGGCAGCUAUGCAGAUGCCCUUUGGUGGGGGGUGGUCACUGUCACCACCAUUGGCUAUGGAGACAAAGUGCCCCAGACGUGGGUCGGGAAGACCAUUGCCUCCUGCUUCUCCGUCUUCGCUAUCUCCUUCUUCGCACUCCCGGCGGGGAUCCUCGGCUCGGGCUUUGCCCUGAAGGUGCAGCAGAAACAGAGGCAGAAACACUUCAACCGGCAGAUUCCGGCGGCAGCCUCGCUCAUUCAGACGGCGUGGAGGUGCUACGCAGCUGAGAAUCCCGACUCCUCCACCUGGAAGAUCUACGUGCGGAAGCCCUCCCGGAGCCACGCUCUGCUCUCCCCCAGCCCCAAGCCCAAGAAGUCUGCCAUGGUAAAGAAAAAAAAGUUCAAACUGGACAAGGACAAUGGAGUGAGUCCCGGAGAGAAGACUCUCACGGUCCCUCACAUCACGUGUGACCUCGUCUCGGAGGAGCGGAGGCCAGACCAUUUCUUGGUGGAGAGCUGUGACAAUUCUGUGAAGAAGAGCCCCACACUGCUAGAAGUGAGCACGGCCCAUUUCAUGAGAACCAACAGCUUUGCUGAGGACCUGGACCUGGAAGGGGAGACGCUGCUGGCUCCCAUCACCCACGUGUCACAGCUACGGGAGCACCAUCGGGCCACCAUCAAGGUCAUUCGGCGCAUGCAGUACUUUGUGGCCAAGAAGAAAUUCCAGCAAGCGCGGAAGCCCUAUGAUGUGCGGGACGUCAUUGAGCAGUACUCCCAGGGCCACCUCAACCUCAUGGUGCGCAUCAAAGAGCUGCAGAGAAGGCUGGACCAGUCCAUCGGAAAGCCCUCCCUCUUCAUCUCCGGCUCAGAAAAGAGCAAGGACCGCGGCAAUAACACCAUCGGCGCCCGCCUGAACCGCGUGGAGGACAAGGUGACGCAGCUGGACCAGAGGCUGGUGCUCAUCACAGACAUGCUGCACCAGCUGCUCUCCUUGCACCACGGCAGCCCCCCGGGCGGCCGUCCCCCCAGCGGGGACGAGGCCCAAGUGGUCCAGCCCUGUGGUGGCGGCUCCAUCAACCCCGAGCUCUUCCUGCCCAGCAACGCCCUGCCCACCUACGAACAGCUGACCGUGCCCCACAGGGGCCCUGACGAGGGGUCCUGAGGGGCCCAGGGCAAGAGGGGAGGUCCACCCCACCUCCCACUCGGCAGGGGCACCCAUGGAGCCACAGCCACCUCCUUGAAGGCCCGAGAGAGCAGCCCCUCUCUCCCUGGCCCUGGCCCCCCAGUGGGCCGUGCCACCCCUCGAGCCUGAGCUGGGGGUUCACCAAGGCCGCCUCUUCCCGGCCAGCAGGUACUAGAACUUGGCUGGGUGAGGGGCCCCUCUCAGCUCUGAUGCUGUGCCCCUCCCCCAUCGCUUGUGUGGUUGGGACACAGUGGCAGGGGGUCUGGCUGGCCCCCCGCAGGGCUGGACAUCCCGGGCACUUAGUCUGUCCCACGUAUGGCCAGGAAGCAGCAUAGAUGAAUGCAGGCCCCCCUGGUAGGCCCCAGGGGGCUUCCUGAGGGGAGAGAGAGGGACAGCCUGGACAGGGUCUGUGGGUACCCCACCCCCAGCCUCAAAUCCAGGACUCAGGUGGACCCGGGGAGGAAGCCAGCAGGGCAGGGCGGGCCCAGCCCAUGACGAAUAAGGACACAGGACCCAGGCCCACGAGCCCCCCUCCGAGGGUCCAGGCCUGGGCCUCCUCCCUCCGUCUCCAGAGAUGAUGACUCGAUUGACCCCGGGCUGUGAGGGGAGCUGAUCCUGAGGCCACAGCUUCCAGCAGGAGGGACAAGGCCCACCGCUGGCCCCUGACUGCUUCACUGGGGGUGGAAUGUCCCCCAGUUGGACUGGCAGCUUCUCCUACCCGUGCUGGAGAGAAGAGGAAGGCCCCCUCCGACCUGGCGCUGUGUGCAGCCCCUACCUCCAGCUCCCUGCCUGGUCCGAGUGGCUGGACAGACACACAGAACUGUCCCCUCACCUGACCAGCUGCUGUGCCGUGAGGGAGCCCAAGGGUGUCACAGCCUCUCCACAGGGCGGGGGCUGCUGGGCAUUACAUCUCGCAGAAAUCAGAAUAAUUUGUGGCGAUUUGGAAUCUGUUUUAAUGAGCUUCACAGUGUGAUUUUGAUUGAUUGUGCUGGCUUUUCCUAAUAAACGCGGAGAGCCGCGGACUUGA
Messenger RNA from Equus caballus (horse), 3079 nucleotides. It is a transcript of the gene KCNQ1, whose product is annotated as potassium voltage-gated channel subfamily Q member 1. Gene Ontology annotation, biological process: potassium ion transmembrane transport. Gene Ontology annotation, cellular component: voltage-gated potassium channel complex; membrane. The record is from RefSeq and is marked validated. Gene Ontology annotation, molecular function: voltage-gated potassium channel activity. Lineage: Eukaryota; Metazoa; Chordata; Mammalia; Perissodactyla; Equidae.